Molecule: messenger RNA, 957 nt
Organism: Knipowitschia caucasica
Lineage: Eukaryota; Metazoa; Chordata; Actinopteri; Gobiiformes; Gobiidae
Source: the annotation of a GenBank genome assembly
AUGGCCGCUCCGUUUGUGCCCGUCCCACUGCCCCUGGACCGAUCCAUUCCAGGGAAAAAACUGAGGAGACCACAGAGGGCGUCGUCUUUAGGCAGCGUGUCCAGCAGCUCGGACUCCUCUGGCCCCAGGUUGAACGGAGACGGUCGGGAAUGUGGUGGAGGUGGCUCUCGACGAUCGUCACGCUCGUCACGCAGCAGAACGCCCCCUCCUGCCCAGAGUCCAGUACUGCGCUCCAGGGUGAAUGGCGCUCUAGAACCCACUGUAGAGUACUCCACCUGCCCUCGCUCCAUCUCAGACCCAGAGAGUAGCCCACAGACUCAGCCGGAGGAGCGACCCAUCACCCCCACCGUCCUCGGAUAUGAAGUCAUGGAGGAGAGGGCCAAGUUCACGGUUUACAAGGUUCUGGUCCGGAAGUCUUCAGGCGAGAGCUGGGUGGUGUUUCGCCGAUACGCAGACUUCUCCAGACUCAACGACAAGCUGAAGGAGAUGUUCCCUGGCUUCCGCCUCGCGCUGCCACCAAAGCGCUGGUUCAAAGACAAUUAUGACAGUGAGUUUCUGGAGGAGCGACAGCUGGGACUGCAGGCCUUUCUGCAGAACCUCGUAGCUCACAAAGACAUCGCACACUGCCAGCCGGUGAGAGAGUUUUUAUGUUUGGACGAUCCCCCUGGACCUUUCGACAGUCUCGAGGAGAGCAGGGCUUUCUGCGAGACGUUGGAGGAGAGCAACUACAGACUUCAGAAGGAGCUUCUGGAGAAACAAAAGGAAAUCACAUUAUUAAAGAAAGAGCUUGAGGGGAAGGAGCAGGCCAUCCUUCUGCUGGAGAAGCGCCUCAAUGGAGAGACUCAGGACUCGCCCUGUGUUUCGGUUCAGGGCAGUGAGAGCAGCGCAGAGGUGGAGUCUUCUACAACAGAGGCCGAUCAAGACAUCGUACUCAACGGCAGCUCUUCCCCAGUUUGA